Molecule: messenger RNA, 1647 nt
Organism: Geosmithia morbida
Lineage: Eukaryota; Fungi; Ascomycota; Sordariomycetes; Hypocreales; Bionectriaceae
Product: Major Facilitator Superfamily
Exons: 2
Coding region: 1-1647 (548 amino acids)
Biological process (GO): dipeptide transport; transmembrane transport; allantoate transport
Cellular component (GO): plasma membrane
Molecular function (GO): allantoate transmembrane transporter activity; dipeptide transmembrane transporter activity
Source: RefSeq, a predicted model, not a curated record
AUGUCUUCGUCGGGCUCAGCUCCUCGGCCUACUUCAGACCGUCACAGUCGACAAGCGCAGCUCGAGACUGAGCCGCUGCUGGGAUACGCCAUUGACACCAUGGGCAGCACCGGGCAAGAAGAAUCGGAUGUCCAGCAUCAUGGAUCGGCAGCAACAGAACUUGCUGCCGAGUCCGGUGAUGCUGCCGGCAUGGCCAAACGCGUCCUUCGCAAGAUCGACCGCACAAUCAUUCCCUUGCUGUUUGUGACGUACAUGUUCAACUUCAUGGACAAGACUAUUCUCAGCAGCGCAGCUGUGUUUGGCCUGCGAGAAGACAACAAUCUCAAGGGUCAGCAGUACAGCUGGGUCAGCAGCAUAUUCUACUUUGGUUACCUGGCAUGGGAGUACCCAACUACGGUGUUGAUUGCCCACCUUCCAACAGCCAAGUACCUUACGGUCAACACGCUGUUCUGGGGAACCGUGGUGGCUGUGACGGCAGCGUGCAAGAACUUUGGCGGGCUGAUGACAGUGCGAUUCCUGCUGGGCGUCGCCGAGGCCACCAUCACCCCCGGGUUCAUGUUUCUCACGUCGACGUGGUACACACGCGACGAGAUGCCGACGCGGCUGGGCAUGUGGUUCGCGGGUAAUUCAGUGGGCGGGCUGGUGGCCAGUCUACUGGCGUUUGGCCUGGGCCAUAUCUCCGAUGACGUGCACCCGUGGCAGUGGAUGUACAUCAUCCUGGGGUGCCUGACCUUCCUAUGGUCCAUACCCAUCUUUCUGCUGCUGCCAGAUUCCAUCUCCAAGGCGCGGUUUCUCAACGCCGACGAGAGGCGCUUCGCGGCCGACCGCGUCGUCGUGGCAGGAACUGGCAGCACUGAAAACACUAAGUGGAAGUUCGAUCAGGUCAAGGAGUGUCUGAUGGAUCCCAAGUCGUGGCUCAUCCUGCUGAUCGAGUUGGCGACGCAGAUCCCUAACGGCGGCACAGGCAGCUUCAGUAGCAUCGUUAUCAAGUCAUUUGGAUUCUCCAGCCUCGAGUCGACACUCAUUAACAUUCCCUACUCGGUGUUGACAGCGUCCGUCAUCGCCGGCACGGGCUGGCUGGCGGGCCGCUACCGCACCCUCAAUAUUCUGCUUCUCGUGGCUGUCGUUCUUCCCUGCGUCAUUGGGUCUGCUAUCAUCUACUCGCGCGACCACGUCUCGCGCGGCGUUCAGCUCUUCGCCUACUUCCUCCUGUCUACGGGACCUGCUGCCAUGCCCCUUAACAUGUCCCUCGUUCAGGCAAACUAUCGUGGCGUGACCAAGAAGAUGACCAUGACGGCCAUGCUCUUCAUCGCCUACUGCGCCGGUAACAUUGCUGGCCCCCAGUUCUUCCUUGACAGCGAAGCGCCCACCUACCAGACUGCCUUCCAGACAAUUAUGAUUUGCUACGCCCUCGCCAUCACCCUAGCCCUGUGCCUACGAUUCUAUCUCCAGUGGACGAACAAACGACGCUCCCUGGCUGAGGGACUCGAUGGCAGUGCUGGUGCUGCUGGCGUCGUGGCUGGCGGCAAACUGGGUGAUGUUGAUGGCAGGGACGUCGGUGCCAUGGUCAGUAACGUUCAGCUUCGCCCGGAGGACUACGAGGACGUCACGGAUUGGAAUACCAUCGGCUUCAGGUACCGUCUGUAG